AUGCGACGAUCGAUCGAUUCGAAACACCAACCAACCCAGCAACACAACACGUCACUGCAUCUUCAGAACACGCAGCCCGGUCGUCCAGCACAGCACAGCACAGCACUAUACACCCACCACCCAGCCCGGACUGAACCUCUCUCGUUCGCAUCCAAGGAGCUCCAGAGACAACCCCACGCUUGUCGUCCGAGACAAUCGGAGCUCCUAGGUUCUCUCCCCGCACGAUCCUAG
Messenger RNA from Ascochyta rabiei, 231 nucleotides. RefSeq lists its product as uncharacterized. The record is from RefSeq and is a predicted model, not a curated record. The transcript has a single exon. The coding region runs from base 1 to 231 and encodes 76 amino acids. NCBI's taxonomy places the organism in Eukaryota, Fungi, Ascomycota, Dothideomycetes, Pleosporales, Didymellaceae.